Molecule: messenger RNA, 2057 nt
Organism: Micropterus salmoides (largemouth bass)
Lineage: Eukaryota; Metazoa; Chordata; Actinopteri; Centrarchiformes; Centrarchidae
Exons: 11
Coding region: 90-1910 (606 amino acids)
Source: RefSeq, a predicted model, not a curated record
UUGUGCCGUUGGAGAUUCCCAAAAAAAUAUGUAGUUGUUCUCCGGGAUCGUUGAGUGUCAACACAGGAAAAGUUGUUGCUGUGGUUACAAUGAAUGGACGAUAUGAUCUCAGUAUGCCUGAGAUGAAAUGUGAGGCAUGCAAAGCCACAUGGAGCGCUGGAGUGGAUGACUUAGUCCGUAAUGACUACUGGCCUGCUACCCUUCACUUUUCCACGGUGUACGCUACAGAUGUUUUUUGUUCUUAUGAAGAAUUGAAGAUGGCAGCACCAGGACUGUCCUGCCAAGCAUUCUUAAGAAUGCUUGAUCAACGAACUGUCCGCUUUGGCCGUACUGGGAAGAUCACAGCAGACAGCUUCAGAAAAAGCUUUUUGGAGUGGGAGGCUGUUAAAUUUGAAGUGGAUAAGAUCUGCAGGGAGGAGCAUUUUAUCUGUCCUGCAUGCACCCCAGACAUGCUUGCUGUUUCUGUGGAUGGAAAUCGCAAGCACUACCGCUUUAAGAACACAGCAAGAUCUGAAGAACAAGCCUUAUUUGAUGGCAUCUUCAUUGCAAAAGAUGAUGAAGUAGAAAGAUUUGUGGAUUACAUUCAUUCCAACACCAACCAUGUCUCUGGAAGAGGUGUCUGUGGAGGGGAGUGGUCAGCUGCCAGGGAAACUUCUCAGAGAUCCUCUAGUAAAAUUGAUGAGGAGGGACUUGAGCUUGCGGUCUGUCGACAUGGAGUUUUUCUCGGCGCUCUCAACAUGUUCAGGGGAGAAAUAUAUGCUUAUCCCCUCUACCUGCAGAACAAGCUGGCAAAUAAGUCAAUAAGCUUUUUUGCCAUGGAUGUAACCUGCAAGUACUGGCCCUACCUCCACAAAGUGAUAAAAAGCUGCCAGGAGCUCCAGCACCUUCUGAGCAUGAAACCAUUCCUCUCAGUGUUUCAUGCCAAAGCCCAUGAUUUUAAAUGCGAGGUUAAAUGGAGUGGAGCUUACCAGCAAGGGGCCGGAUUGACACUUGGGGAGGAGGUUGAGCAGUGUAACGCCUUCCUCUCUAGGAUUGCUGUGACCACAAAGCACAUGUCCAAAGCAGGACGUACAGACAUGCUUACACUGAUGGCCAUGCGCUGGAAUCAGCAAAAGUUUAAUAACUUGGCUGCUUCACUUGCCUGCCGAUAUCAGAAGGCCGCAAAACGCCUGGAAAGCCAACUUCAGGAUCUGGAAAGCAUGAAAAUCCAGCUGGCAGUGACACAGGUUGAAGUUGAGGGCUGGGUCACUGAUAUUAAGGAGUGGGCAGAAGCAACAACAUCCCAAAAGAAUGCCGAUCUUGACGCGGUGACCAGUAGAAUGGAGGUGCUGGUGGCCAGCAUUAAAAGAAGGUCCCAGCGCCUUUACAAAGACACCGAUGGCAGCAAAGGUCGGGCCCGGAUUCGGCGCAAAAUCAGAGAGGAGAAGGCCAUUCUUAGCUCUGUCGUUGAAAAAUACAACAGUAUGGUUCCAGAUACAGAAAGAAUCGUCUUUGACAUCAUUCUCUCUGACGAGACAGUUUGGCCAUGGCAACUUUCACAUGGUGACGCUGUAGAUUUGAAAAUCAAGAGGAAGGCGUUUGAUGUUGUGAUGGCAAUAAGGAGACUUGAGGAGGAGAAGAAGAUUGUUCUUUCUGAGAUGGCAAAGCAUUGGAAAUCUCUCUCCACUCGUGCAGACACACUCAAGGAGAUGUCAUCCCAGCUUUCCAGUGAGGCAUUGCAAAGUGAGCUGUGGGCUCUAAAUGAAGAAGGGAUCAAGGGUUUCCUCAGUUUAACUUUGAGAAAGAAGCAAGAAGUCACCAGAAUGAUGAAGCAUGCAAGAGACUGCUAUGCUCAAGUUUUGACUGGAACAAGUAUGGACUUCCAGAAUGAUUGGGAUGGAUACGACAGUGAUUCUGAACUGUCAGUUUGAGGAGCUCUCGAAGUGAUAAAUGACCAGUUAUUCACUUUUGGUUCGAUUUCUUAUAUUUGUCAGUGUUUUGUUUGUUUGUUUUUAGUAGUGGGGGCAGGUCCAAAAAAAUCACCAGUUAAAGCUGCCGUCGCCCUAUUUCUGAUACCG